Molecule: messenger RNA, 1010 nt
Organism: Hypoxylon trugodes
Lineage: Eukaryota; Fungi; Ascomycota; Sordariomycetes; Xylariales; Hypoxylaceae
Product: CybS-domain-containing protein
Exons: 3
Coding region: 187-738 (183 amino acids)
Biological process (GO): tricarboxylic acid cycle; mitochondrial electron transport, succinate to ubiquinone
Cellular component (GO): membrane; mitochondrial envelope
Molecular function (GO): ubiquinone binding; heme binding
Source: RefSeq, a predicted model, not a curated record
GCAAUGAAAUGGCGUGUGAGGAAAUGGUGCAAACGAACUAAAUUCAUCUUUUAACCUUUGAUCCAUACAUCAUCGUCGCUUUCAAUUUAUACUCUACCUUGAUACCAACUCUACUCUCUCCUCGACAGCAACUAGGGGUACACGGGUGAUAUAAGCGCAAAAUAGAUCCCACAACAUCCAUUUUCAAUGGCUUCUAUAAUCCGCCCGGCGCUGCUCCGGCAGUCCGUCUUGGCCACAUCAACCCGACGAGCUGCAACCACCACUUUUUCAAGACACCAAUUGAUCCGACCGACGAUCGCCCAAGAUGCUAUCCUCGUUGCCGCUUUCCAUGCUUCGAGCAGGAGGAGUCUAUUACCCCCAGGACCACAGGUGAUUAAGGGAUCUGUAAACGACCCAGCACCCGUCCCCGACCCGCAUCCAACCCACGGCUCCUACCACUGGACCUUCGAGCGCCUCGUCGCCGUCGGCAUCAUCCCUUUAACCGUCGCGCCCUUCGCCGGAUCCUCACUCAACCCCGGUCUCGACGCAAUCCUCUGCUCCCUACUCCUCGUCCACUGCCAUCUCGGUUUCCAAUCCGUACUCAUCGACUACAUCCCUAUCAGCCGAUUCCCUAAGUCCCGCAAAGCUUCCAUGUGGCUCCUGAACGCUGUGACUGCCCUCGUUGGAGUCGGUCUGUAUGAAUUCGAGACCAACGAUGUUGGUGUAACAGAGGCUGUGAAGAGGGUCUGGAAGGCGUAGAUCAGAGGGGUAGAGGGGUUGAAGAGCAUGGAUUAGACAUUGCGACGAGGAUCGCACAGAGACGAAUGCAUUAGUGAGGAGAGAAACCGCAGGGGAGGUGAAGAGCAACAAGAUGAUGUAUGAAGCUACAUGGCGUACAGUCAUGAAUUCCUUUGUAUCGGAUGAAGCUUGUCAGUUGAGAAAUACCUCGGGCUAGACUUCGAAAGAGAGCAAAUUAUUGUUGCUCCUGUUUGUAUCCAUACGGCCAUUAAAUAUAUAUAACGAUACUUCAA